This is a messenger RNA of Tympanuchus pallidicinctus (lesser prairie-chicken), 2825 nucleotides long. RefSeq names its product serine dehydratase like (gene SDSL). NCBI's taxonomy places the organism in Eukaryota, Metazoa, Chordata, Aves, Galliformes, Phasianidae. Gene Ontology annotation, molecular function: L-serine ammonia-lyase activity; pyridoxal phosphate binding; threonine deaminase activity. The record is from RefSeq and is a predicted model, not a curated record. The transcript is spliced from 8 exons. Bases 172 to 1155 code for a protein of 327 amino acids. Gene Ontology annotation, biological process: L-threonine catabolic process; L-serine catabolic process.
UUCAGCCACCUGUGUGCCCCCCAGCCCCAAAACCUCCAGCGCAAAAUCCUCUUACUGCAGCUCCCUUGAUCCGCUCCAUGUGUGUGGCUCGUUAGGAAUAACGAGUCCCCCAGCGUCGUUCUGGGACGUGCAGCAAGCCCCGCACCAGCUCUCACGUAGCAUCCUGCAGUAAUGGCAGCCCAACGCAGGGGGGGUGAGAAGACUUUCCACAUCGUGUCCCCGCUCCUGGAGAGCCUGCCCCUGUCCCGGGCAGCAGGGACCCAGGUCUACAUGAAGCUGGAGAACGUGCAGCCCACUGGCUCCUUCAAGAUCCGGGGCAUCGGGCGCCUCUGCCAGGAGAUUGCCAGGAAGGGCUGCCGGCACUUUGUUUGCUCCUCAGGGGGGAAUGCUGGCAUGGCUGCAGCAUAUGCGGCCAGGAAGCUGGGGCUGCCGAUCACUGUGGUGGUGCCCAGCAGCACCGGCCCCAGCACUGUGCGCAGGCUGGAGGAGCUGGGGGCAACGGUGGAGACCUAUGGGAAGGUGUGGGAUGAAGCCAACCAGAGAGCCCUAGAGCUGGCGCAGAACGAGGGCUGGGCGAGCAUCCACCCCUUUGACCACCCCUUGCUGUGGCAGGGCCAUGCCAGCCUGGUCCUGGAGCUGAAGGACGUGCUGGAUGCAAAACCUGACGCCAUCGUGCUGGCAGUGGGAGGUGGAGGGCUGCUGGCUGGCGUGGUGGCUGGGCUGCAGCAGGUGGGAUGGCUUGAUGUCCCCAUCAUUGCUGCGGAGACCUGGGGGGCCCACAGCUUCCACGUGGCACUGAAGGCUGGGCACCUCGUUACCCUGCCUGACAUCACCAGUGUGGCCAAGUGCCUGGGGGCCAAGACUGUGUCAGCACGGGCGCUGCAGUGUGCCCAGGAGAUCCAGGUCAUUUCAGAGGUGGUGGAAGAUGCUGAGGCUGUGCGCGCUGUGGAAAGGUUCCUGGAUGACGAGCGGAUGCUGGUGCAGCCAGCUUGUGGUGCAGCACUGGCCCUGCUCUAUUCAGGGCGACUGCAGCAGCUGCAGCGUGAGGGACGCCUGGGGACUCCGCUGGGCCGCGUGGUGCUGGUGGUCUGCGGCGGGAGCAGCAUGACGGCUGCGCUGCUGCGGGACCUGAAGAACCAGGUGGGCCUGGAGUGACCCUUGUGCCACUGCAUGGCCACCCCAUGGCCUCCUGUGCUGCAGUGAUGGCUGCUGGACAUGCACCGCGCCCAUCACUGUGCAGCAUGGGGAAACUGAGGCACGGCGGUGUUCCUCCCUCUGCCCUGGGGACGGCCGCGUCCCUUGAGCUGCUGUGGCUGGCACAGACCACGGUUCCCCACUCCAAUUAGUGAAUGCUCCCUCUGACUGACUACUUUGCUAUUGUCUCAAUGUGUUAUUAUUCUAAUGAUUAUUAAUUUUUACAAUCUUCUGUUCCUGCUGCACUGUCUGCAGCCAGGUGUCUCCUUGGCAGGGCUGUAGGGCCUUGCUCUUGCUGGUGCUCCCAGCUCUGACUGGUGCCCAGUUAACACCACUGCUCCAACUCACUUCAGUUGAUCUAUUUCACUCCAGUGUCCAUUCUGCCCUUUCCUGCCAUAAAACUCCUCUCAGCCUCCUCCUGCCCCUCCAGAGAGUUAACAAGGCUCCCCUUGCCCAGCCACCUCCCAGAAGCCUCCUCCUCCCCAUCUUCUUUUUUCCCUUUUCCCCAAUAAAUCCCCUCAGCCUGGCCAGCCCACACCAUGCUUCCCAGAGGACCCACCCCAUAAAUCAAAUACCCACUGCUCCACUGUGGGCAAUAUCUUAUGUAAAAACGUGUUUCUAGGGAGUGCUGGAGGCUGGAGAGUCUUAUUACAAGGCACACAAUUAAUUAUAAGGAGUCAGACCAACCUCCUCCCACAGUUUUUUAUCCUGGGUCCAGAACCAGAUUACUUUCCAGCUUCUGCACCCCAACCUUCUCACACGGAGCCCCCACUUCAUGCCAACCUCCUCCCUGCAGCCUGGGAUGGGUGCUGUGGGUUGGUGCACCCUGCAACCAGCAGGACAGUAGUAACACAGUGUUCGUAACAAUAGCAGCCAGCGCGUGCCCUUGUGCUCUGUUUUGCAGCCCUCCUAAUUACAGUGGCAGGGGGGUCUGCUGGCCCUCAAACAGCCCAUACGCAUCCUAUUGCUCUGGGGUCCCAGCGGGUCUGUGCCUCAGUUUCCCUCAUGCUGAGUCCUUUGGGUGCCCCCCGCUUGGCUGCGGCCCCUCAUUACCACUCAUCAUGGCACAGGAAGGAUAAAUUCCUCCGGUUGGCUGAACAGGGAAAAUACGCAGCGAGGUGGCUGCCUGUCAUCCAUCACCAGCUCUUGGCGGCACCACCACGCCGGGACUUAAAAUUCAGGUCAGAGAAAGGGGCUCUUGGAAGCCAGCAAGGGAAGGUAAUUUAUUCUGUUUAUACCUUUUUACUACAAGACAAGGCGGGGGGUGGGGGGGAUACACUCUUGCCUUGAUUUUGCAUUUUAAAUAUUAGCUGGGCGCCGCUCAUCGCUCAAACCCCACAAUGAAAGGGACCAGGUGCCGGAGCAGGUAACUAAAAUGAUUUUUAUUCACAUUGAACAACACGAGCUGGUCACACUGACAGCCUCUGCAAGAGGCAGUGGGGACAGGAAACCCACGCUCAGAACACAACUUUUUUUCUUCCUUUUCCAUUCUCUUUUUCCCUUUCCCCCCCCCACCCUGCUCUAUCCUCUCUCCUUCCACUCACCGCCGCCCUUUCCCAGCCUCCAAAAUAGAAAAAAACUCAGAGCUUCCAAUGACUAAAAGUACAAUAAAUAAUCAGUAAACACAAAAA